AUGGCGGGAAUGCGCGUAUGCAUUUAAGGCAGAAGGGAGUGGCGCUGGCUAAGUGCAGAGUGCUGGGGCUUCAGCUGGUUGGAGGCACAAAGAAUUGCUUUUAGAUACAGAGGAUGCAAAACAAUGAAGAACCAUUUAGCAAGACUCGUAGCUCUGGGCAGCACCCAUCAGGAGUUCAUGGAAAGAAGUCUCCACGGUUACCUAAGUGUGCUCGAUGCAGGAAUCAUGGAUAUGCUUCUCCCCUGAAGGGACACAAGCGCUUCUGUAUGUGGAGGGACUGCCAGUGCAAAAAGUGCAGUCUGAUAGCAGAGAGACAGCGGGUUAUGGCAGCACAGGUUGCAUUGCGAAGACAGCAAGCCCAGGAAGAGGAGCUGGGAAUAAGCCAUCCUAUUCCUUUGCCCAUUGCAGCUGAGUUGUUGAUAAAACGGGAGCAUGGUGGUAGCAGCUCUUGCCUGAUGCUGGAAAGCAGUUCCACACAGACAACUAGCACAUCUACUUCAGGUUCCACAACCAGUUCAGAAGGCAAGAUGUUAAUUCAAGAAAUCCCUUCCAUCACCAGCAGAGGGCAUCUGGAGAGCACAUCUGAUUUGGUUAUGGACUCCCCUUACUACAGUAAUUUCUACCAACCUCCACUUUAUCCGUACUACAACAACCUCUACAAUUACCCUCCAUACCAAAUGGCUGUGGCUACUGAAUCUACCAGUGGCAAUGACAUGGGAGGAAUAAGUGGGCCAUCAAUGAAAAAUAGUCACAGAAACCAUCCAGCUGCUUAUGUCCCUAGCCAGUCAGGAAAUCAGUGGCAGAUGAAGAAUGGAGAGAAUCGUUUCCCGGGUCACAGUGCAAGCUCUCAAUUUCGCAUGCAUUCCUACUAUCCCCCUUAUCUGGGACAGAGUGUACCCAACCCAGUUUGUGUUCCACCAUUCCUCACUUUUGAAGAGAUCCCAUCAUAUUCUGAGGCGAAGGCAAGUGCAGUGCUUUCUCCGCCCAGCAGCCAGGAUUCUGGAAUUAUUUCCCUGUCCAGCAACUCCCCGGUUAGCAAUGAGAGUACUAAAGGUGCAGCAGAACAGGAGCCCAAUUCUGAGUCUUCAGCAUUUACUGUCACCACUGCUGGUGAAGACAGAGAAUAGAAAGAUCUUGGUGGGCAGUCAGACGCAGGAAACAUCUUAACCCACAGACACAUUACAAAUGUUGAGGCGGUUUUACUGUAAGAUUGGAUGUUAAUGCAAAAUUGGUGAUCAUUGGCACAUGCAUUAGGCGGCAACCAGGUUUACCAUUUGACUUUAAUAUGUAGGUGUUUGGUUGUGUUAAUGAUUUGCUGUUUUCUCUGAACUCAGGAAGCAAGUUGGUUGCCUUAUUUACUAAAAUCCUAACAUUAAAGUCUUUAGAAUGAAACACUUAAUUAGAGUAAGCCAUUUUAUGUCUUAAUCAAGACACUUGCUGUGAGCAUCAUCUUGUGAUCAAGUUCAUUAAUAGAUUAAUAAGAAAGCAACAAAUGGCAGCAGACUGUUUUAAGCAACUCAUAAUCAUAUGGCUCUCCAAACGUAUAGCUCUUGUAUACAUAUAUGGAAUUGCAGUGGUUCAUGUAUUUGUAUUUGACAGAGCUGUGGUCAAGUCAUGAUUUUAAUAUUGUGCCCCAAACAAAAUUAUCAAGGCAAAAAAAUCACCUCUGUUAUUUAAUAUGUGACAAUAAUUGGAAAAAUAUGUGUUUUGCUAAAAAAAACAAAUAUUUUACCUUUUUUACAGAAUAAAGUUAAAAAAAAGCUGCAUCUCCUGGCAUCUGAUAAAUAAAACUUAGCUUUUAUUCUCUUUAUGAAUAAAAUAUAUGUAAUAAAAUACAUGUCUUUAAAAACAUUGCAGGGCUCCAGCAUAGAGACUUAAACCAUAUCAGAUCCAAUUCCGACCCCUCAGGUCCUUACACCUUGGUAGGUUAGUGUGUGCAGCUUGAUUAGAUAUUGGUGUAUUUUACAUUUUAUAUACUAAGUGAGAAAUUCAGUAACUACAUUGCAGCUCAUUUACUCAAACUGGGCAGAAAACACAUAACCUAUCAGAGAUUUUCUUUUAGUAUGUUACCUGCAAACAGAUUGAUCAAAGCUAAUUGCUCAUUGGUUGCUAAAAGCUUCUACGCUGGUGUAAGUUUGCCCAAAGUAAAUGUGCCCUGUUGGUGUUUGGUUUAAAAGCAGUAAGACAUCUCUAGCUAAAAACAAGGUUAUUGUCUUAGAGUCCAGCACUCUUUUGUGUUCUGAGGUUUUGCAAGUUACUAACAGUAUGAUACAUUUAAACAAAAUGUUUGCAUUUUAAUCAUAGAAUCUCACAUGCUUUGCGUUGAUUUUGUGUUUGGGAUUGAAUACAUCCUGUAAAUGUUUCUCAGCAUCUGGUUUGUUUAAAUUACUUUUGUUACAGGAACCAACCUGGAACUAACCAAGGAGAAUGCACUGUUCUGUGUUGUUGCAGCUGAAUCUGAAAAAAAUAAAAUGUUAUUGAUGAGUGAAUUUACUUGUGUGUAUAUUUGCUGAGCUGUAUUAAAAUAGAAAAAAAAGAAA
Xenopus tropicalis (tropical clawed frog) is the source of this 2540-nucleotide messenger RNA. It is a transcript of the gene dmrt1, whose product is annotated as doublesex and mab-3 related transcription factor 1. Gene Ontology annotation, biological process: system development; regulation of DNA-templated transcription. The coding region runs from base 114 to 1127 and encodes 337 amino acids. The transcript has 6 exons. Gene Ontology annotation, molecular function: sequence-specific DNA binding; DNA binding. Lineage: Eukaryota; Metazoa; Chordata; Amphibia; Anura; Pipidae. Gene Ontology annotation, cellular component: nucleus. The record is from RefSeq and is a predicted model, not a curated record.